Molecule: messenger RNA, 1524 nt
Organism: Monomorium pharaonis (pharaoh ant)
Lineage: Eukaryota; Metazoa; Arthropoda; Insecta; Hymenoptera; Formicidae
Product: NSFL1 cofactor p47
Exons: 5
Coding region: 238-1401 (387 amino acids)
Biological process (GO): proteasome-mediated ubiquitin-dependent protein catabolic process; nuclear membrane reassembly; Golgi organization
Cellular component (GO): cytosol; nucleus
Molecular function (GO): ubiquitin binding
Source: RefSeq, a predicted model, not a curated record
UCGAGGGGAAUGACAGCUGGGCGGACGGACAGACAGAGCGAGAAAGUUGACGUGUGUACUGUGUAGUGUGGAGGUGCGUUAUCUCGUAGAAGGCUGGGUCACGCAGGGUGGACUCAUCGCGACCGGGGUCGCAAAAGGGAGAGAGAAAGAGAGAGAGAGAGAGAGAGAGAGAGAGAGUGAGUGAGAGAAAGAAAAAGCGGUGAAUAGACAUCGUGAGUUUUUUAACAUUCGCAGAGAAUGGCGAGCCGCGACGAGCUGGUCUCGCAAUUCGCGGACGUAACUGGUGUUGAUGCCGAGAGAGCGCUAUUUUACCUUGAGUCAUCCGCUUGGCAGCUCGAGAUCGCUCUCACGAGCUUCUAUGAGAACGAUGAGCCGGCUGAACUAACGACGACCGAGAAUCUUGACAGCAACGUACAACAGCAGGCGGAAGGCUCGGAGGACAGUGUUACGGGAGCGAUGUCAAACAAACAGACCAAAUCCGACUCGGCAGAGUCGAAAGGUGCCAAACCGAAACCAAGAUUCGGGACGUUGAAUGAUCUACAGAAUAGUGACAGCAGCUCCGAGGAGGAGGAGGGACAGGCGUUUUACGCAGGCGGUUCGGAGUUCAGUGGGCAGCAGGUUCUAGGACCAGGAAAAAAGAAAAAGGACAUCAUCAGCGACAUGUUCAAGUCGUGUCAGGAGCAAUCUAUCGCCACAGACUCCCCCAAAAUGGGAGGCCAACAAAGGCCAAACACGUUCAGAGGCACAGGAUAUAAAUUAGGUCAAACCACCUCGGAUAGCGAAGUAGUGAUGGGAGCAAGCGCAGAUCAAUCUUCGAGCGGUCUUAUAAUAUUGAAAUUAUGGAAGGAUGGAUUUACAAUAAAUGAUAGCGAGAUACGAUCGUACGACGAGGCUGAGAACAGAGACUUUUUGGAUGCGAUUAAGCGAGGCGAGAUCCCAGCAGAGAUUCGUCAGCAGGUACAGGGUGCAGAAGUGCGACUCGACAUGGAGGAUCAUCGUCACGAGACUUAUGUUCCAUCAAAAACCAAAGUAAAAGUUUUCGCUGGGAAGGGACACAUGCUUGGAAGUCCCUCGCCUGCUACUGUAGGCAUGACGAUCCCAACGGAUCCUGCUGACCAAGCUGCCAAUGAAGCGCAAGCGAAAAAGGAAUUGGAUCUAGAUACUUCAAAGCCAACUACGACGUUACAAAUCCGUCUUGCAGACGGUAGUGUUGUAAAGGCUCAAUUCAACCUAUCACAUACAGUCGCUGACCUUAGACGAUAUAUAAUAACUAUGAGACCUCAGUAUGCUCUAAGAGAUUUCAGUUUAUUAACGGUGUACCCAACGAAGGAACUUGUGGAAGAAAAGACGAUCGAGGAGGCUGGUUUACAAAAUUCGGCUAUAAUGCAACGACUGAAGUAAAACUUUUUUCUAAAUCCUUAGAUUAAAUGAGAUGUAACGAUAUUAGACACCAAAUAUAUGUUAAAUCGCUUGAAAAUAAAAUUUCUAUGUAUUUUUAUUAGGAAUACAAUACCUUUUUCUUAC